Phragmites australis (common reed) is the source of this 495-nucleotide messenger RNA. RefSeq lists its product as uncharacterized. The transcript is spliced from 2 exons. NCBI's taxonomy places the organism in Eukaryota, Viridiplantae, Streptophyta, Magnoliopsida, Poales, Poaceae. The record is from RefSeq and is a predicted model, not a curated record. Bases 1 to 495 code for a protein of 164 amino acids. Gene Ontology annotation, molecular function: zinc ion binding.
AUGAAGGCGGCGUCGAGGUCAAGCACAACUGACAGCGAUGUGGAGGAGCUCCCCCUUGUUGAUUGCCCAGAUUGUGGGAAACAUGUGAUUAAGCUACGAAGCAAGCAAGCGGCGACAUAUGGCAGAGUUUUCUACAAGUGUGAGGAGAAUGUGAAGGAUGAUCCAUUGACUUGUGGAUUCUACAAAUGGGAGAAUGAGUACAGGUCGUGGCUGCGGCGUAAACGUUUGCUGGAAGAUGUUAUCGUGCCCUGCUCUUCUGACGACAAGUUCCACAGUGGUCGCAAUGGAGAAGUGAAGCAACAAAUUUUGGAAUUGAAGCCUGAGAUUGCCCAUCUGACAAAUGAAAUCAGGGAGUUGAAGCAGCAAAUUGUGUCGUUGAGGACAAUGUUGUGCAUAGGGAAGAAAGGAGUUGUUGUUGACAGUGUGUGUGUUGCUUUAGUUGGUUGUUUGCUAGGUAUUGUGGUUGCAGUUCUGUGCAAGUAUUUAGAAGCUUGA